Molecule: messenger RNA, 2689 nt
Organism: Paramacrobiotus metropolitanus
Lineage: Eukaryota; Metazoa; Tardigrada; Eutardigrada; Parachela; Macrobiotidae
Product: BMP-binding endothelial regulator protein-like
Exons: 11
Coding region: 540-2489 (649 amino acids)
Molecular function (GO): protein binding
Source: RefSeq, a predicted model, not a curated record
GAUUAGCGGUUCACGAUAAAUCAAAAAUCUUCGUUCACUACGAGUAUGUAGUGAAUAUAUCCGCUUUAUCGAUAAGGCUCAUUAUUCUUCCGCAACUGUGUCGUGCCACUUUCGCCUAUCAUUAGCGCAUUUUGCCGAGUUUUUACAAACUGUUACGUACUAAGAGGCACAGUGAUACCUGUUUUACUUACACAUGAUUUGAACAGCAAUAUCUGGAAUCCCGGUACAAAUUAUUAAUGCAUACCGGCAAAGAAGAUCAUGCACCGCUGUAGUAUUUUAUCUGUUGCCCUUUUGCUGGACACAGUUUCGAGGACGACGGUACUGAAAGGGUUAUGCUUGAUUUCCAGCAUGAAUAAUUAAUCUGUGAUGAUUUGUCGUUCAGGAUUUUGUCUCAAUUAAAACUUUUCGGCUAUGUUGCGGAUUAUAAAUAUAUCAAUAAGUGGAAGCCAAAACGUCGACUGAAGCCCAAACGUCGACUAAAGCUCAUCCAUCCAUGAUCUUUUUAUGCCAAAAAGAUCCGUAGCGUAUUUUCUCCAUUCAUGCCAUCCAUAUUUAAUUCGUGGACGCGGCGUCCUACGCAACCUUUAUGGAGUAUUGUACUGGUGAUAACAGCAUUUUUGUAUGUGAUAACGUGGAGAAAUUGGGUUGUUUCAGGACAAUUUUUACAAGGAGAACCGGCAUACUGCUCCAGCGAAGGUGCUAUUGUGAAUGUUCCACAGAUUACCAACAAUCCCUGCAUUACUUGCAAAUGCGAGCAUUACAAAAUUACAUGUGCAAAGAAAACAUGCCCAAAGUCAUCGGAGAAGUGUUAUUUUCAUUUGGACGAAGAAGAUAAUGAAGAAGACAAAUGCUGCGUUCGUUGUAAAGGAUGUUCGAUUCAAGGCAAACUGCUCUCCAGUGGGGAAAUGUGGACUUCGGACAGCGAUUCGUGCGUUACGAAUCACUGCCUGGAUGGAAUCGUUACAAGAACGGCAAAGACUGUAUGCUACACACCUUGUUCUAACCCAGUUCCGCUGAACGGAAGUUGCUGUCCGGUAUGCCAAGGUUGUUAUCUGAACGGGAAAUUGUACGCAGAAGGAGAAACAAUAUCAGCUCCAGAUCCUUGCAUACGGUGCUCGUGCAGGAAUGGUAACUUGAUUUGCAACAAGACUGCCUGUCCUGUAUUGGCUUGUCCUGUUAAUCUGUAUAUGCACGAACCGGGAUCUUGUUGUCCAUACUGCCAUGGAUCUCGUAAAAUCGCCACAUUGGAGAACCGCUGCAUUGUCGGCAAAAAGAUUUUACGACCAAACCAGCAAAUUGCUAUUGAUAGCUGCACAACAUGUUUAUGCCAGAAUUCUACCCUUUUAUGUAAACGUCAUGUGUGUCCGGUCUUGACGUGCCUCCCAGAUUAUCAGGAGCGGCGAUCUGGUGAAUGUUGCCCGCGCUGCUUGCCAUCUGCUCCAGUAUUCUGCGAAAUGGAAGAAGCCACAUAUAAUAAUGGAGAUUCGUGGAAAAUCGAUGUCUGCGUAACAUGUCAGUGCCAAGAUGGACUUGUGCAAUGUGCCGUACAAAGCUGCCCAAGUGAUGUUACCUGCAAUGAUGGAGAAGAGCUAUAUCGAGAUAAGAACGAUUGUUGCCCAAAAUGUGUUCCCAAAACGGCUGUGUGUACAGUUUAUGGCGACCCUCAUUAUAAGACCUUUGAUGGAAAUUCGUACAGCUUUCAAGGAAGAUGCAAAUACAUUGCCGCCGAAGAAUGUGAUGCGAAGAAUAAGCGCUUUGAAAUACAUCUGCGUAAUGAUGCACGAAAAUCGGUGCACUUCACGUGGACGAAAUCAGUUGCUGUGAAUUUAGAGCAUACGAAGAUUUUACUGCUCCAAAAAUUGCGAGUCAGGAUAAACCGCAAAGAAGUCCGCUUACCUUACGUUCGGCUGGGAGUGGUCUCCAUUAUCAGUAACGGCUAUUCCAUCACUCUUCGAACAAUUUUCGGCUUAAAACUGACUUGGGAUGGGGACAGCUUUGUUGAAAUCACUCUUCCCGCGAUUUUUCGCAAUCAAGUGUGUGGUUUAUGUGGAAACUACAAUGGGAAUGCCACGGAUGACCUAAUUAUUAGAGAUACAGCUGCGAUGGCUUCGGACAUUCCAGAAUUCGCACAAUCGUGGCUUGUGAACCGAAAAACUGACGAAGAGAAGUGUGCCGUUAUGGAGUCUCAAAUGAUUAACAGCGAAAGAAUACGCCCACGAACGGCGAGAAAUAUUCCUUGUCCAGGCCAUCCCAUCAAGAAAAGCAUACGGGUAUUGCGUGACUGUCGGAUCUUCAAAGCUAGUACGAUGCGAGCAUGCCGAAUACUUGUGGAUGCCGAACCGUAUUACAGAUCCUGCCUGGAAGAUUUAUGUGAUUGUCCAAAAAACCGAGCAUGUCUAUGCCAGUCAAUAACGGCAUUCCUAAGAGAAUGUGAGCGUCGGGGAGGAAAUAUACGUAAUGUUAAGCAUACUCAUUGCAAGAUAAUUUAAGCAUGCGCAAGCUUGAAGCCACCUGUUGCCAUAUUACCGGUUUGAAGUUAAGUUAAUGUUGUACCUUUGUGAAACGAAACUGUUAUUGAUUUUUUGUUUAUUAUUUAUUUGUAAAUGCUGUAUAACGAAUUUUUAAACAAUGAACUGUGCGCUGUCUUGCGGCGUUGCCAACCUAAGAAUGUAAAGUAUCAACUGAUAAA